Lontra canadensis (Northern American river otter) is the source of this 2970-nucleotide messenger RNA. It is a transcript of the gene TJAP1, whose product is annotated as tight junction associated protein 1. The record is from RefSeq and is a predicted model, not a curated record. Gene Ontology annotation, biological process: Golgi organization. NCBI's taxonomy places the organism in Eukaryota, Metazoa, Chordata, Mammalia, Carnivora, Mustelidae. Bases 620 to 2293 code for a protein of 557 amino acids. Gene Ontology annotation, cellular component: trans-Golgi network. The transcript is spliced from 11 exons.
GGAUUGUAGUCGGCCGGGAGGCUAGAGUUGGGGAGGAUCGUGGGGACAGUAUCGCGGAGUAGGGGCGGAGGAGGGACUAGCUCCGGGGUUAAGAAGAGGAAAUGGGAUGUUGGAAGGAGAAGAAAAAAAAAAGAGGGAGAUAGGGCGGAGAGGAGGGGGCCUAGGAUCCCGCGGCGGCCCUGGGGGAGGGGCCCGGGGCGGGGGAAGCACUAGUAGGUGUGCAGGUCCUAGGGAAGCAGUUGCGAAUUGGAGGAGAAUUUCUAAACCGAAGAGUCAAGAACCCUGGAGUUUGUGGCCGAGGCCCGACUGUACUGGGCCAGUAGGAGAGCGGUCUCUCACGUGUUGGAGGAUAGUGGGGAAGAGGGGAAGAGGGACGAGACCUGGAGGAUGCUGGGCAGCUGAAGACUCAGGGGCCCCAGGGACUGGAAGAAAUCACAAUACCUGCUUGGAAAGAAGAAGAGGUAGCGACUUGCCCGAGCUCAACCCCAGAGCGGGAGCUGUUGGCUAGAGGACGUGGAGGGGCCGUGGGAUGCAGAGAGCCGAGGGCUAACUCCAGGACAGCGGAACAGAGAGAGCUGCCGACAGUCAGACGCAGGUUGAGAAUCCCUCACAUCCAAGAAUGACCAGUGUGGCCCCUGCUAAGAAACCGUACCGCAAGGCACCCCCUGAGCACCGGGAGUUGCGGCUGGACGGUCCAGGAUCCCAGCUGGAGCAGGAGGAACCCCUGACUGAUGCGGAGAGGAUGAAGCUCUUGCAGCAGGAGAAUGAGGAGCUCCGUCGGCGCCUGGCCUCGGCCACCAGGCGCACUGAGGCCCUGGAGCGCGAGCUGGAGAUUGGGCAGGACUGCUUGGAGCUGGAGCUGGGCCAGAGCCGUGAGGAGCUAGACAAGUUUAAGGACAAGUUCCGCAGGCUUCAGAACAGCUACACAGCUUCUCAGAGGACCAACCAGGAGUUGGAGGACAAGCUGCACACGCUGGCCUCUCUUAGCCACAGCUGGAUCUUUGCAAUCAAGAAGGCUGAGAUGGAUAGGAAGACGCUGGAUUGGGAGAUCGUGGAGCUGACCAAUAAGCUGCUGGACGCCAAGAACACCAUCAACAAACUGGAGGAGCUCAAUGAGCGGUACCGGCUUGACUGCAACCUGGCUGUGCAGCUCCUCAAGUGCAACAAGUCCCACUUCCGCAACCACAAAUUCGCUGAUCUGCCCUGUGAGCUACAGGACAUGGUCCGGAAACAUCUGCACAGUGGUCAAGAAGCUGCCAGCCCUGGCCCCGCCCCUAGCCUGGCACCAGGGGCUGUGGUUCCCACGUCGGUCAUCGCCCGAGUGUUAGAGAAGCCAGAGUCUCUGCUGCUUAAUUCGGCGCAGUCAGGCAGUGCUGGGCGCCCCUUGGCUGAGGAUGUCUUUGUGCAUGUGGACAUGAGUGGGGGUGGCCUGGGUGAACCUGCCAGUCCCCCUGCCCCUGGCAGCCCCACCCCACAACCUAAUGGAGAAUGCCACUCUCUGGGCACUGCCGGGGCCUCCCCAGAGGAGGAAUCGCCCUUGCCAGCCUUUGAGAAGCUGAGUCCCUAUCCCACCCCAUCUCCACCACACCCGCUCUAUCCUGGCCGCAAGGUCAUAGAGUUCUCUGAGGAUAAGGUGCGAAUCCCCCGCAACAGCCCCCUUCCCAACUGCACUUAUGCUACGCGCCAGGCCAUUUCCUUGAGCCUAGUGGAGGAGGGCGGUGAGCGGGCCCGCCCCAGCCCAGUGCCCAGCAGCCCCGCCUCAGCCCAGGCAUCACCCCACCAUGAGCCCAGCCCUCUUCCCCCAGUACUCAGUGCCCCAGCCAGCUCUGCCAGCUCCGAGGAGGACCUGCUCGCCAGCUGGCAGCGGGCAUUUGUGGACCGCACGCCACCCCCAGCCUCUGUGGCCCAGCGCACAGCCUUCGGACGCGAUGCGCUCCUUGACCUGCAGCACCAUUUUGCUCUUAGUCCCACCGACGGAGAUGAGGAGGUUCCGGCACCUUCUCCACCUAGUGAGAGUGGGCUUUUGCUGCCCAUGGAAGCUGACCCUGGCCCUUCCAGGGAGGAGGAGGAAGAGCUGAACCUGCCCAUCAGCCCUGAGGAAGAACGCCAGAGUCUGCUGCCCAGUGAUGGUGGCACGGAGGAGGGGCCGGUCACUUCCCACACUGAGGGCCGGGCCUGGGCACUCCCCAACUCCAGCCGCCCCCAGCGCAGCCCCAAGAGGAUGGGGGUGCACCACCUGCACCGCAAGGACAGCCUGACCCAGGCCCAGGAGCAGGGCAACCUGCUCAACUAGGGUGCCUGCUUGCUUUCCUACCAUGGCUACACUGGGACCAUGGGAGCCCCCCUACCCUGCCCCAGAGCCCUCCUCCCUCAGGCCAGCACCACUCUGCUCCCUGUGCAGGGUUGGGGGAGAGGGGGAGAGCACACCGGGCUUUUUAGCUGCAUUGACCAUGACUGGCCCCAGCUUGCCUCGUACCUUUCCCUUUUCUUUAUAGAGUAUGUACUUCCCAAAGGUAACAUGCAGCUGGGGCUCUAGACCUUUCUUGCGGUCCGCCCAAACUGGGCUGUUCUGGGGUGCUGACAGGUCUGUUACAUCAGUGUUCAUCUUCCAUCCCCAUUUCGUACCCACAAAUGGUUUUCUUGUUUGUUUUCCAAGGGUGGGAGGGGAAUGUCAUUUGGAUUAUUAACUUCUAAUUUCUAUUUGCUGCCUGCUUUCCUCUCCUCAAGUCCUCUGCACAAGCUGCUGCAUUCAAGGGGUCCUUGAGGGAUGAGGGAGAGGACUCACUCAGGGCUUGCUUCAGCUGUGUCCAUCCUCUCUCAGGGAGAAGAGAGAGGGAUUUGGGGGCCUCAAGCUGGGCUGUGGGUGAGGCCUGGCCCCCUCCCAACCUUGGCUCUAGACUGUUACUCCCAGCUUUGGGAUGUUUUCACAUCAAUGACUAUUUUAAAAUUAAAACUAUUUUACUGAUACUG